Molecule: messenger RNA, 3258 nt
Organism: Pleurotus ostreatus (oyster mushroom)
Lineage: Eukaryota; Fungi; Basidiomycota; Agaricomycetes; Agaricales; Pleurotaceae
Exons: 3
Coding region: 1-3258 (1085 amino acids)
Source: RefSeq, a predicted model, not a curated record
AUGCAGAAUCAGCCUAAAACUGAGGAAACAACCGACUACUUUCACCCAGAAUCGAGUUUUCGUUCGUACGCAAACCAGAUGUCAUCUCCAACUCCGCGACGCCGCGAAGAAAAGCCUGGUAGCGGAGGCAGCAGCGUCGGACAUCGUUCGCAACCAUCCGUGGAUGCUCUUCGGGCUUCCGUACUCGACGCGGCGCUUCAGCUUGGCUUCACUGCAAAUCCGACCGUCACAAACUGGCUGUUCAAUCAGCCCACUCUUGAGGAGGAGAGAGAGGAGGAUGCCGAUUUCGAGAAUGCGACGUCUCCUUCACUGACUUCAGCAUCUACGGAUGAAUCGUCUUUCCCGUACACGCCUCCGACCGCAUUCGCCCAGUCGCCCCCCAGUUCCUUCUCCAACCCGCAUAAGCGUUACCUCUAUGAUUACACAGCGCCGACCAUCGCAAACCCACUGCCUCACGAUGACAGGUCGCUAGACGGCCACUCCGAAUCUCUACAAUCUCACGUCGCGUCUCAUCCAUCCUCGCGUGACGACCACUCUUCACCAGCCUUCGCCUUCUUGGCUAAUCCUCCGUCGUCGUCGGUAAAGAACAAACUCCGGAAGAAGAAGAAGGACAAGGAGAAAUAUGACACUGAUGGAUACGUCAGCGAGGGCGGGAAUGAGACGGACGCUAGUGGAUACCUGUCAUCCUCGUCGAAGAAGAGUAAGAGCGGGAAGAAGAGAGGGUUUUUCGGAAGACUAGGGCGAUCGAAGCACGAUAGCGACGAUGAUCUAGGGAGUUUGAGCGAGUCUGGAGUGAAGUCGAAAGCGGAGAAGAAGGCGAAGAAGGAGAAGAAGGAGAAGGAGAAGAAAAGUAAGAAGAAGGAUAAACACUCCGAGGAAGAUAGUGCUCCUCCCAACGCCGCCCAAGCCACUCUGGGCGCGAGCGAAAUCGAUUGGCAGCUCCCGUUACCGCCCAUCGCCGGCCGCUUUGCUACUACAUUGAGCGGCAGCCGUGCAGCUACUCCAGAUCUAGGCUUCAGAGAGCCAAUGCUCACGGAUUCGCGUGACCCCACCCCUACCCCGAUGGCGAUGGCGAUGGGAGGAACACCAAGGCACUCUGACCCUACUGUAGACAAUGGCGAUAAUAUCCCUGCUAUCUCGUCGCCAGUACGGCAUACCCCGGAACCCAGUUCUACUCAACCCAUCGUCGCACAGCCCGUGGCUCCUCGUUCUCGGAUAUCGCCAACGUCAAGGUCACCUCUACCGCCUCUAGCAAAGUCACCUUCGCCGCCGCAGUCUUAUGCUCCUCCACCUCCACCGUCAUAUGUUACGCCAUCACCUUCUUCGUAUACUCCUGCGUCCCCUUCAGCCCCAACUACCACGAACUCAAUGAGGAAACCUUCAAUCAGCAAGUUAGCAAUCUCUUACCCCAUUUCCCGGAUGUUGAAGGAUGACGGAAAGUCGAACCAGUCAGACGCGCCCGCUGGCACGUUGGAUCAAACCCUUCAAGGUAAAGGACGAUCACGUCCUACGUUGCCGCCAAUUUUCGUUGGUGACAUGCCUUCGGAACCCGCAGCUACGCGGUUGAAUGCCCCUGCUAAUUCUGCGCAAGUUUCUCCCGUUGUACCUUCGUCUGCCUUCUUGGUCCCCUCGCCCGGGCUCCAACCCCAGAUCUCUCGAUCGAGGCCGGAGCACCUGACGACCCUCGGUCCUCAAGGAGAUGAUGACGGCCUGACGCCACCAGUCUCACCUAUGCGUCGACCGUCUUCGCCUGGGGGCACACCUUGGGUGCAGCGAAACAUCACAAGACCGUCAACCGCCGAACCAGCAAUCCCUUCUUCCAAGUCGCCCAUAUCGUACUCUCCGGCUCGCGGUCCCGGGUUUCAACGGCCGUGGCAAGCUCCUCCUCCGCCUAGUCCUCCUCCUACUUCACCACUUCCUCCUCCCCCGUUCCAAACAACGUCUUCACACCCAGCUCCGACCGGUCCUCUACCGCCUCCCCCCGCUUCGCCCAGCGCCCAGGGCGACGGCCUUUCUAUACCGCCUCUUCGUACUCGCGCUAUCUCCGGAUCAGGCGUAGGCAGGGUGUCGCCGUUUGCUGGUGGAGGAUCGAGAGGACCAUCCCCUCAACCUCCACCCGUCGCUUGGAAAGCCACGGAAGGGCUGUCAAGGAUUGGUACGGCGAACAGAGUCAGCCAGCCGUCUCUGAGGCAGAGGCCUUCGCUACCGGAUAUGCGACAGUCUCAGUACAGCGAAGGUGGUGAUCCAUCGGAGCCCGUUGGCCUUGGAAGAACAUCGAGCCAGAUUCAGCGAGGAAGAGAGUCGCCUUUCCCUACUAGGCCUUUGAAGAUAGGUGGAGUGAGGAUGCAGCCGCCGAGCCAGAGGACCAGCCGAGUCGCGGGUGCAGGGAUCGGCGAGGCGACCCUACCGCGGACGCGUAGCAGGAAGAAGAGGGUAGCGUUCGAGAUGAAGCUCGAGGAACCCAGCGACGGGGAGGAUGAAGCUGACGACGACAACGAGGUUGGCCUGGUAUAUGACGAUGCGUCUGUGCGGAAUAGCGGUGUCAGUCAACAGCUGAGGGACUCUAUGUUUGCAGACGAUGGCCCGAACCCGCGAGAGAGCUUCAUGUCGAAUAUGGUGGAUGCCCCCCAGAUGAAUGGCCCAGCGGGUAGCCGAAGAAUGCAGGAUAACUACGAUUCGGACUCAGAUGAUGCAUCGGUGUAUACGGCGGGCCGGAAGACGAUGUACUUUGAGGACGAUCUCGUCGACGUGGAUAGCGCUUUACAGAACUUGAUGACAACUAGGCCAUGGAAGCAAGAUAGUAAUGCCGCGGCGGCCGCGUCUACAGCGACGGUCGACAGUCCAGCGUACAGCGCUCCUGCGGCCUUGGACAGGCAGUUGGCUGGUGCCAGAUCAGGCCGCGGCGCUGUGGUGAUAGAUGAUAAGAUGAGCGGAGAGAUGAGGGAGAGAUUCGUUCGGAGAGUGAUGCGCUGGAAGGAGGUCCAGGAGCAGACCCCCAAUAUUGGCCGAGUCGUCGCGGGGAUGAGUGACGAGGGUGUCGACGACAGGAAGACUAGGGAGGAUGAGGAGGAUGUUGGGUUCAGGAAGACGCAGGAGAUCAACGCUAGGUUGGUAAGCGCGAUGAGAGGCGGCGUCAGAGGUGUUUCACCUGUACCGCCGGUGCCAACCAUGCCGAUGAUGAACCAAGGCCCUCGGGGUAGAGGCAUUGGAAGGGGUGUUGGUUUUGGCAGAGGAGGUGCGCAAGCCGCAUGGUUUUGA